Uloborus diversus is the source of this 1683-nucleotide messenger RNA. Its product is annotated as E3 ubiquitin-protein ligase mib1-like. The transcript has 5 exons. Lineage: Eukaryota; Metazoa; Arthropoda; Arachnida; Araneae; Uloboridae. Gene Ontology annotation, cellular component: ciliary inversin compartment. Gene Ontology annotation, molecular function: protein binding. The coding region runs from base 1 to 1683 and encodes 560 amino acids. The record is from RefSeq and is a predicted model, not a curated record. Gene Ontology annotation, biological process: protein localization to ciliary inversin compartment.
AUGUUAGGAGUUGAUAAAAAGCUUGAUAUAAAAGAGAAAAAAGCUCUUGAACGAGAAACAAAAGCAAAUGUCCGAAUACAGCAACAGAAAAUUAAAGAAUUAAAAGAUUCUAUAGUGGAACUUAAAUCAUCUACUGAUACUGAAACUGAUAGCAAAUUAAGCUCAACGGAAGAAGAUUCAGGAUACUCUCAAAAAGAGAAAAAAAGGAAAUCGAGUACUUCCACGAAAGUGAAAAAUCAAAUUAAAGUUGAAAUGAACUCGCCCCAGGUGAUUGUAGUAAUGAAGUUGAAAGGGCACAGAGUUAUGUUGGAGAUGCUAUUGCGGAUGGUGCAAAACUCGAGUGGGAAAAAACAGAAAUUUGAUGAAGAAAGUUUAAGCGAUCAGACAUUGGCUGAAAUAGAAGCUAGUGAGUUGAAACGAUUAGAAUACAAUGCCAGAAGUGUUUGCAAAGAAGUUGCUAAUCGCAUAGAAGGUGCUCCUGGCCCUGGAGGAUACUUAAAAGAAAGUGACAAUGAUGAGGUGUUAAAAGUCAUUAAUGACUCUUCUACUGAUGAUGAUAACAGUGAUGGAAGUUUACAAGAUUACGGGAAAGAGAUCCAAACCCAUACUAGAAUGCAGAGAUCACAGAUAAGAUUCCACGUAAACAGUCUCUCUCUCUCUUCCAGGAGACGCCGGCCGGAGAACGGAGGUGCGCCGGAGACGGACGAGGACGGGCGGACCGCGUUGCAUCGUGCAGCAAAGAGCGGAGACGCAGGAAGGAUUAGGGCGCUGCUGGACGCAGGAUGGAACACGAGGGCGAGGGAUGUGAAUGGACAGACACCCCUCCACCUGGCUCUGUCGUGUCGAAAGGAGGCCGCGGCAGAGCUGCUUGUGAAUGCGGACAGCAUCACGGAUGUCGUGGAUAACAACCAAAGGCGCACCCCUCUGCAUUGCGCUGCCGAGAGUGGGUUUGUGAAUGUUAUGCGUAUCUUGCUCGCGGCCGGAGCGGAUGCAAGUGUGAAAGACAGACAAGAACGGACGCCCCUCCAUCGGGCAUUGUACUGGGGAGAGGAGGCCGUGGCGGAGGUGCUGCUGGUGCACGCCCCCGAAUGCGGCGGGCCGAACAUUUGGGGCAAAACCCCUCUGCACCUAGCUGCGGAAAAAGGUCUCGUGCGAAUAGUUCAAUUUUUGGUGUCGAGGGGUGCGCGUCUGCAAGCUAAAGAUAGAGAUGGACACUGUCCCCUGUACUAUGCAUUGAAGCGGGGACACGAAGGUGUGGCGAGAGUGCUCCUGGCGACGUUAGCCUGGAGGGACAUCGAAAUACAUUGGGAGGAGAUGAGGCUCUCGAAGAAGCGUAAGUCGCGUUCGCGUGGCGUCCGGCUGCUCUCCGAGUGCGAGGCCGAGAUGAGGGAUGCCCGGGUGGAGGGGUCCCGCCUCUCCCUCCGCGACCUCGCCCGCCGACCCCCCUCCCGCCUGGCCCGACGCCUCUCGGAACGGGACCUCCUGACGCGGGACUUCCCGCUCUUCGGCGACCUCCUCCUCGUCCGGCUGGGGGAGGUCCGGGAGAGGAGGGCCCUGGAGGACCGCUUCCUGCGCUGCUUCCCCCUCCUCUGCCGGCCCCUGCCCACCACCUGCACCGACGUCCUCCUCGCGUGCCUGACGAACGACGACCUAAGGCACUUCGCCCGAGCCGCGGAGCUCUAG